GCAUGCAUCUAAUCUAUGUAUGAUUGAUUUAACAUUUUUGAUAAAUGUUGGUGUUAAGAUGUUCAUUACUUAUGUAUAAACAUUUUACAUUUUUUUUGUUUAUUUCAUUUGAUUGUUGUCAUGUAAAACCUUUCAAUUAUAUAUGCCUCUCGAGAGGAGAAAAUUAAAGGGGUCAGUGAAAAAAUUAGAUCGUUAUUAUUUUAUUAAAAAGUAGGUAUAUGUUCUUAUUCGGUUAUUCGAAAUCCGAGAAUGAGCAAUAUGAGCUCGAGAAGUUAUGAAGAUAUAUCGAUUGAUGCAACAUAAUUAACCACAAUUAUUGAUCAACUUCCAUUUUAAUUAAAGAUUACCAAACUAUGACCAAUAAAAAGGGCAAUAAACUACUAAAUUCAAAUAAUUUACUUUUUAGCACGGUCCACAUAAUGAUUAUGUUGAUAUAGAAGUUCAAGGGACAACGAACUAAUCAAUGUCUUCUAUCAUUGAUGAAAUAUGAUAGUAUGAAUGUAAAUAACAUCAAUGAAGAGUCAUGCAAUGUUUUGGUUUGUUUUAAAGUAAAAUUAGGAUUUUAAAGAUAAACAAUUUUUUUUUUUUUUUAAAAAAAAACAUAGAAAAUCAAGGAGUUGUUUUAAAAUAUCACUCUAUUACAGAUAUGUUAAUUGGUGGUUGUAUAUACGGUUAGCUAAUUGUUUAAGUGUUUAUAGGAUUGAUUCACUACUUUUCAUACUUUCGUUUAUGGAUGUCAACUAGCUUAGUUUAUAAAGUGUUAAUGCGGUUGUACCUAUGUAAGCGAUGGAAUAUGGAAGGGUUGUGAUGUAUAAGGCUGCCAAUAAUAAUGCAAGAGGUAGACCAUUACCUAAGUUUGGAGAAUGGGAUGUAAAUAAUCCUGCAUCUGCAGAGGGUUUUACGGUAAUCUUCAACAAAGCAAGAGAUCAAAAGAAAACCAAUGGAACUGCCGUGGGUGGAUUAAAAGGUGCUCAAAGAUUUAAUCAGAACACUAAUCAUGUCAAUAACCAACCUAAGCAAGCUCAUGAUCAAAAGGAGAACUUUAAAAAGCCCGAUAAUCAAGAAAGAGAAUCGAAAAAGUGGCUAUGUUGUUUCUCUUGCUAAGUGAAGCUUUUGCACAUGUACACAAUAUGGAUGAUGUAGCAAAUGGUGGUUUUGGCAUCUUGAUGUUCCUGUAUGGAUAAAGAAGUACAACAAAGUAAUUAAAUAUUUGUAAACCAAGGUAGCUUGGUCUAGUGGUAGGAAGUUUACCUUGAUCGAGAGGUCAUCAGUUCAAAUCCUACAAUUAUGGUCUUUGGGAGUACGUAUGUAUGUUGCUCCCCUUCUCAAAGACUUGACCUGUGUAACUAGGUUGGAUAAUUAAAUCCGUGAUGAGUUUUACUCUUGUUGGAUCUUUCUCGUUAUCUUUAAAAACAAUUACACAUAUGUAACUUGAGGGCAAUUAUCUUAAUUCAAUCAUUUAUCAAUAAUGUUAUAUCUUUUUAUG
Molecule: messenger RNA, 1486 nt
Organism: Spinacia oleracea (spinach)
Lineage: Eukaryota; Viridiplantae; Streptophyta; Magnoliopsida; Caryophyllales; Amaranthaceae
Product: protein NOI4-like
Exons: 3
Coding region: 787-1104 (105 amino acids)
Source: RefSeq, a predicted model, not a curated record